GCCAGCAUGAAGAGGAGGUUUGAGAACAUAUGUGAAGGCAUCAUAAGGUCAGGGACUCAAACACUCCUGAACAAGAUCUACACAGAGCUCUACAUCACAGAGGGAGAGAGUGAAGGGGUGAAUAAUGAGCAUGAGGUUUGGCAGGUAGAGUCAGCAUCUAGACCACAAACUACAGAGGACACAGCAAUCAACUGUAAUGAUAUCUUCAAGCCCUUACCUGGACAGGAGAGACACAUCAGAACUGUGAUGACCAAGGGAAUUGCUGGCAUUGGAAAAACUGUCUCCGUGCAGAAGUUUAUCCUUGACUGGGCAGAGGAGACAGCUAACCAGGAUGUAGAUUUCAUGUUUGUGCUUCCAUUCCGUGAGCUGAACUUGGUCAAACAUGAUCAGUACAGUCUUCACAGGCUCCUACUUGACUUCCACCCUGAGCUUAAAGAGCUACAAGAUGGUGAAUACAAAGACUGCCACAUUGUGUUCAUCUUUGAUGGUCUAGAUGAGAGUCGACUUCCACUAAAUUUCCAAGAGAACCAGAAGUUGUAUGAUGUGACACAAACAUCAUCAGUGGAUGCGCUGAUGACAAGCCUCAUUCAGGGAACACUGCUUCCCUCUGCUCUCCUCUGGAUAACCUCCCGACCAGCAGCAACCAGUCAGAUCCCUUCUCAGUGCAUCAGUCAGGUGACAGAAGUACGAGGAUUCAAUGACCCACAGAAGGAAGAGUACUUCAGGAAGAGGAUCAGUGACCAGAAUCAAGCCAACAGAAUCAUCUCACACAUUAAGGAAUCCAGGAGUCUGCACAUCAUGUGCCACAUGCCAGUCUUCUGUUGGAUCUCAGCCACUGUCCUUCAGCAGAUACUGGAACAGGAUGAUGGAAAAGAAGCCCCCAAAACACUGACUGAAAUGUUCAUACACUUCCUGCUUAUCCAGACCACUAGAAAGAACCAGAAGUAUCAAGAGGAAAAUGAGACAGAUAGACAGAGGCUCCUGGAUUCACACAAGGGUGUCAUAUUGAAACUGGCAGAGCUGGCUUUCAAGCAUCUGGAGAACGGCAAUCUCAUGUUCUAUGAAGAGGACCUGAGAGAGUGUGGCAUUGAUGUCAGUGAAGCCUCAGUGUACUCUGGCAUGUGCACCGAGAUCUUCAGGGAGGAAUGUGUGUUUCAUCACAAGAAAGUCUACUGCUUUGUCCAUCUGAGCAUCCAGGAGUUUCUGGCUGCACUUCAUUUGUUUGCCUCCUAUUUAAGUAAAAACAUGAAGGUCCUGAAACAAUUUCUUAGCAGAAAGUCAAGGUCUUUGCUAGAUUUGCCUCUAGAUGAGCUACUGAAGAAAGCAGUGAACAAAGCUUUGGAAAGUAAGAAUGGACACCUUGAUUUGUUUGUCCGCUUUCUUCAUGGCAUUUCUCUUGUGUCAAAUCAGAGACUUUUGCUUGGCCUCCUGACACACACACACAGCAGCCCAGAGAGUGUGAAGAAAACAAUCAAGAACCUGAAGGUGAUGCAGAGACCAAAUAUCUCCCCCGAGAGGUGCAUCAACCUGUUCCACUGCCUGGUGGAAAUGCAUGACUCUUCUGUUCAUAAUGAAAUCCAGGCUUUCCUGAAGGCAGAGAAAGGUGCCGUGAAACAGCUCACACUGGCUCACUGCUCAGCCUUGGCUCAUGUGCUUCUGAUGUCUGAUGAGGUGCUGGAUGAGUUUGACCUGAACAAAUACAAAACCUCUCCAGAAGGUCGCAGGAGACUGGUUCCAGCCGUGAGAUGCUGCAGAAAGGCUCUGUGA
Messenger RNA from Sardina pilchardus (European sardine), 1767 nucleotides. RefSeq names its product NLR family CARD domain-containing protein 3-like. Gene Ontology annotation, biological process: intracellular signal transduction. NCBI's taxonomy places the organism in Eukaryota, Metazoa, Chordata, Actinopteri, Clupeiformes, Clupeidae. The coding region runs from base 7 to 1767 and encodes 586 amino acids. The record is from RefSeq and is a predicted model, not a curated record. The transcript has a single exon.